ACGGUGUGCCGGGGUACAGCGGUUCUAGCGCUUGCAAUUUCGUUCACCGGGGAUAGGAGUAAGAACCACGCAGUGGCGCCGACGGCCCUGUCAGUUAAGCCAAAUGUGACUACGGUGCCCAACUGGAAGACCAGCUGCGUGAUAGACUCAUUGCUGGCAUUCACCUGCUCGAAAUACAGCAGAAGCUGCUAUGCUGUCCGGAUCAGAAAUUUCAAACUAUUCGGAAAAUAUGUUGAGUUCAAAACCAGAGGUCAGUCUGUUAACGGCACUCCUACUGCUUCAAAUACUAAUGAAUUCUUUGUAGGUGAUCUUAUGGUAUCUGAACAAAACGUUGUAUCCGAAGAACGCAAUACAUGUGAAGAACCUGAAGUUUUCAUUCCGAGAAGAUCUGAAAGAUUGUGGUUAAGACCACCAUCCACAUGCUCAUUCAGGGUGUGCGGUAAUCCAUAUGCUGUACAUAUAUACGCCGAUUCGAAUACAUGCGUGCUACUUGUUGCGCUGGCCUGA
Messenger RNA from Opisthorchis viverrini, 507 nucleotides. RefSeq lists its product as hypothetical. The record is from RefSeq and is a predicted model, not a curated record. The transcript has 3 exons. NCBI's taxonomy places the organism in Eukaryota, Metazoa, Platyhelminthes, Trematoda, Opisthorchiida, Opisthorchiidae. The annotation marks the transcript as partial.